AUGAAUACCGAAGGUUAUGAAGAGGUCUUAAGGAUUGAUCUUGAAGGCUCACAAAGAGUUUUCAAGACUUUCCAGAGAUUUUAUCCCAAGAAACACAUCAAAGAUAUGUUCAAUGUUGAUGGACAGACCACAAAUUUGCAGUUGAUCAAAGAAAUUUGUAUUAAUUUGCUUGACGAUACGUCUGGAAUGUGCUACACCUUUGCUUUUAAGCCUUUGAUAGUGGAACUAGUUACACGGCUUAUCAGUGAUGACAGUAUUGAAAAAAAUUUCACAUUACAAUUUAAUGAGCAUCAUAUUGUGAAGUCAUCUUUUAUCUUCUCGUAUAUUGCAAAGCUUAUCGGAUAUGAUAGAGACAUUGAAACCCUAGCCUCUAUUAUUUCCCUUUCGGAAGAUGUUAAGAAUCAGAUGAUCAAGUAUUAUGUUGAUGAGAAAAACUUGAUUGGAUCUCUUGGUAGUGAGAAGGGAUUUAAUUUUCAGCUUUUCCAACUCUUUGAAGCCCAAAGAUUGUCCAACUUGACAAAAAUUGCUCCCCUUUCUGAAAAAUUUGUUAAAGGACCAUCGAUUAUUGAGUUCAGAUCAGAGGAUCUUUCUGUUGGUGUUAAAAUCGUUUCUGGAAUUCUAUUUCCACACAUUAAAGAGUUAGAGACACAGAGAAGAAUGAAUGGUGCAGUAAUAGAUUUUAUUCCGAUAAAAAAGUCAAUUGAAUCACUUCGUUCUUUAGCAUCUUACCUUAAAACAUCUAGGCCAGUAUUACUCGCAGGAGCAGAAGGAAGUGGUAAGACAUUUUUGGUGAAUCUUAUGGGACAGGAAAUCGGUGUCAACACUAAAGAUUUGGUGAAGAUACAUUUAAAUCAACAGACUGAUCCCAAAUUAUUGUUGGGAACGUAUACAUCUGGUUCAAAGCCGGGCACAUUUGAAUGGAAGAAUGGUGUUUUAACCACGGCGGUGAAGGAGGGAAAAUGGGUGCUUGUGGAAGACAUCGACAAGGCACCAAACGAGGUUCUUUCGAUUCUUCUAGGAUUAUUGGAAAAUAAGGAGUUGGUUAUUCCAUCCCGAAAUGAAGUUGUUACCGCAAAAAAUGGAUUUCAGUUAAUUGCUACAAUGAGAGUCACAUCGAAAUCAGGAGAUAUGGUUGUUCCUGAUGUUAUAGGAUUACGACUUUGGGAAAUGCUAAAGGUUCCAGAAUUAGAUGAUAUGGACCUGCGUUGCAUAUUGGUGCACAAGUUUCCUUUGCUAGAUCAUUUUAUCAGCGUAUUUAUUGCGAUGUUUUUGAAAAUUAGGACGGCUUAUAAUUCUCGUAAGCUUGUGAUAUUGAAUGAUGGUAUUCCUCCAAGACCCGCAUCUAUUCGUGACCUGAUGAGAUUUUGUAAAAGAUGCAAUGCUCUUUUCUUGGCUGCCGGAGUGAGAUCAUCUACAGAUCUUAUUUCUGACCAGUUAAAGGAGCUACUCUUUCAGGAAGCACUUGACUGCUUUACAAGCUUUCUUUCCUCGAGUGCCUCAAUCAAGUUUUUGUGUGAAAUUAUUGGCAAUAUUUUGGAAAUACCUACAAGUAGGAUCAACCUUCAGAUGAAUCGUCACACUGCUUCAUUGACCAUCUUUGAUGAUUCAAUCACUGUUGGUAGAGCAAAAUUAAAGAGAAAUCACAUCGUCGGACUGCACAGACAGGCUAAACUUGGUGGAUACAAUGAAGGCAGCUCUACAUUCUCAAGGACAAAUCAUUCUUUGCUGCUGAUGGAAAAGAUUGGUGUGGCAGUUUCUAUGUGUGAGCCGAUUGUGCUUGUUGGUGAAACAGGUACCGGUAAAACCACAAUUGUUCAGGAGAUGGCGAAGCUCCUUCAUAAAAAACUCACGGUGAUUAAUGUCUCUCAACAAACAGAGGUCAGCGAUCUUCUUGGUGGUUAUAAACCGGUGAAUGCCAAAACAUUGGCUUUGCCAAUCGAAGAGGACUUUGAGAAUUUAUUUAGUCGGUCAUUUUCUAUAAAGAAAAACGAGAGAUUUUUGAGACUUCUUGCCAAAUGCUUCAACAAGUCGCAAUGGAAGAAUGUGAUUCGAUUAUGGCAGGAGGCAUAUAAGAUGGCUAAAGCGACAUUUACUGUAUCCACAGAAAAUGAUGACAAGGAGAUGUCAAGGAAAAAGAAGCGAAAACUUAACGAUACCGAUCGUUCGGAGCUUUUGGAGGAGUGGCAUGAAAUGCAUGGACGUAUUGACAAUUUUGGAAAGCAAUUUAAAAAUAUUGAGAACUCCUUUGUUUUUCAGUUUGUUGAAGGUGCUUUGGUGAAGGCAAUAAAGAACGGAGAAUGGCUUUUGCUAGAUGAAGUCAAUCUAGCAUCACCGGAAACUCUUGACAGCAUCUCUGAUUUACUUACCGAUGAAAUUGAACAGAGGAGUAUUCUUUUAUCCGAGAAAGGUGAUAUUGAGAGCAUCAAGGCCGAUCCGGAAUUUAGGAUAUUCGCUUGUAUGAAUCCAGCAACAGAUGUCGGUAAGAAAAAUUUGCCAUUGGGUAUUCGAUCUAUGCUAACAGAGAUAUACGUUCAUUCUCCAGAUGAGGAUAUCAAUGAUUUAUUAAUGAUAAUUGACAAAUACAUUGGUAAAUAUGCGUUGAGCGAUGAAUGGGUUGGAAAUGACAUUGCAGAGCUUUACUUGUCCUCGAAAAAGCUUGCAAAUACUCAUCAGAUAGUGGAUGGAGCCAACCAGAAACCACAGUUCAGCAUUCGUACCCUUACAAGAACACUUUCCUACGUUACGGACAUAAUAGAGAUUUAUGGAUUGAGACGUUCACUCUAUGAGGGUUUUUGUAUGUCAUUUUUGACAUUGCUAGACGAGAAGUCGGAGAAGGUUCUUUACCCACUAAUUACAAAAUAUACCAUUGGGAGGUUAAAGAAUGCAAAUUCGGUGAUGAAGCGCAUUCCACCAAACCCAGAUCCUAAAGGAGAAGACUAUGUCCAAUUUAGACAUUACUGGUUAAGAAAGGGACCAGAGGAGCCAAUUGCGCAGGAUAGUUAUAUUAUUACACCAUUUGUGGAAAAGAAUUUGCUCAACUUGGUUCGUGCUACCAGUAAUAGCAAGUACCCUAUUCUUCUUCAAGGUCCAACUUCUGCGGGUAAAACGUCGAUGAUUAACUAUUUAGCAAGGAUAACCGGUCAUAAGUUUGUUAGAAUCAACAACCACGAACAUACAGACCUUCAAGAGUAUCUAGGAACUUAUGUUUCCGAUUCUACGGGAAAGUUAUCAUUUAGGGAAGGUGUUUUGGUUGAGGCUUUGCGUAAUGGCUAUUGGAUUGUUUUAGAUGAAUUAAAUUUGGCUCCAACUGAUGUUUUGGAAGCCCUCAAUAGACUAUUGGACGAUAACAGAGAGCUUUUUAUUUCGGAGACACAAGAAGUUGUUCACCCACACCCGAACUUCAUGUUGUUUGCGACCCAGAAUCCACCAGGAUUGUACGGUGGAAGAAAGAUACUUUCUAAAGCUUUCAGAAAUAGAUUUUUGGAGUUACACUUUGAUGAUAUCCCUCAGGAUGAUUUGGAGGUGAUUUUGAGGGAAAGGUGUAAAAUUGCACCAAGUCAUGCAAAAAGAAUUGUCGAGGUAUACCGGGAGCUCUCUGUGCAAAGACAGUCUACACGUCUUUUUGAAAAGAAGAAUUCUUUUGCUACUUUGAGAGACCUUUUUAGGUGGGCCGAGAGAGAUGCAGUUGGAUACCAGGAGCUAGCUGCAAAUGGCUAUAUGCUUUUGGCAGAGAGGGUGAGGCGACCAGAAGAAAAGCUUAUUGUCAAAGCUGCACUGGAGAAGGUAAUGCGUGUGAAGCUUGAUAUGGAUGCGUACUAUAAGAAACUUGAAGAUAAGGAUCUUUUAAAUAUGGAAAGUCCUGUUAUAUGGACCAAAGCAAUGAGGAGACUCGCAGUGCUAGUGAUUAGCUCUCUUAAACAUCACGAACCGGUUCUUUUGGUUGGAGAAACAGGUUGUGGUAAGACUACUAUUUGCCAGUUACUUGCUCACUACUUUGGAAAGCAGUUAAUAGUUGUUAAUGCCCACCAGAAUAUCGAGACAAGUGAUCUUUUAGGUGCUCAAAGACCUUUACGUAACAGAUCGCAUAUACAGGCCCAACUUGUUGAUGCAAUAAAGAAAGCUGUUGAAACUUUGGGCGUUGAUACAUCAUCCAUAACAUCUGUAACCUCCGCUCUUAAAUUGUGGAAGGAUCACCAAAACGACGAGAAUCUAACAAAGGAAAGUGUUAAAUUGGUGCAGUCAUUGCAGAGGGAAAACAAUACCCUUUUUGAGUGGCAAGAUGGUCCGUUGGUUGAAGCCAUGAAAAAAGGGUGUUUUUUCUUGUUAGACGAAAUAUCGUUAGCCGAUGAUUCAGUUCUUGAAAGAUUAAAUUCUGUGCUUGAACCAGAGCGCAUGCUAUUGCUUGCCGAGAAGAAUAGUGAGGAUGCAUUAGUCACAGCACCAGAUAGCUUUUCAUUUUUUGCAACCAUGAAUCCUGGCGGUGAUUAUGGUAAGAAGGAAUUAUCACCUGCCCUAAGAAACAGAUUUACCGAGAUAUGGGUUCCAUCUAUGGAAGACUUCGAUGAUGUGAAGCAAAUUGUUACAGCAAAACUUUUACCUCCCGCUAGAGCUCUCUCAAGCAUAAUUGUGGAAUUUUCUCGUUAUUUUGGCAAUACGAUGGGUGCAGGAAAUACGGGAAAUGGAGUUAUUUCUUUGAGAGAUAUUUUAUCAUGGAUUCAAUUCAUCAACUGCUGCAUCACAGAGGGCUUCGAUCUGUACAAAAGCUUGUUGCAGGGCGCAUGUAUGGUAUUUAUAGACUCUUUGGGUACGCAUAAUACGUCAUUCCUUGCCAAUGAUGAGAGAAAGCUUAAUGAUUUAAAGGUCUCAUUUGUGAAUAAGCUUUCCGAACUUACUGGUCAGAGCUUGAUGCCGAAAUACGAAGAGCCUGUAAGCAUUGAAAUAACAAAGAAUAAGAUUGUGUUAGGAGGAUUUACAGUUGAUAGAGAGUCUUCUUCUGAUGAGUUAUCUUCCUUCAGCCUGGAUGCCCCAACAACUGCUGCGAAUGCUGCAAGAGUUGCUAGAGCGCUACUUGUGAAGAAGCCAAUACUUUUGGAAGGUAGCCCUGGUGUGGGUAAAACGAGUUUGAUAUGUGCAUUGGCUAAGGCGACUGGCAAACAUCUAACUAGGAUUAACCUUUCUGAGCAGACGGAUCUUAUUGAUCUCUUUGGUUCGGAUGCUCCUGUUGAAGGAGGAAAUGUCGGGGAAUUUCAAUGGAGAGAUGGACCAUUUCUUAAAGCCAUGCAAAGAGGAGAUUGGGUUCUACUUGAUGAGAUGAAUCUUGCUUCUCAGUCUGUUCUAGAAGGUCUUAACGCUUGCUUGGAUCACAGAGGUGAGGUGUAUAUUCCUGAAUUAGAUAGAUCAUUUGUCAACCAUCCGUCAUUUAGAGUGUUUGCAGCUCAGAACCCGCAAUCACAAGGUGGUGGCAGAAAGGGACUACCAAAGUCGUUUGUUAACAGAUUCACAGUUGUGUAUGUGGAUAUUCUUAAGAAACACGAUUUAAGACUCAUUGCUUCCAGACUUUUUCCCUCUGUUGAUCAGAACAUAAGAAAUAAACUAAUUGAAUUCAUCUCAUUGCUAGAAUAUGAAGUUAGUGUCAGAAAAUCAUGGGGAUCUUCAGGACAACCUUGGGAAUUUAACUUAAGGGAUGUUCUACGUUGGCUUACACUUAUGAAGAAAACAUCCGAUUCCUACCAGAAAUCCGCAUACGAUUUUUAUGAGCUAGUUAUUAGAAACCGGUUCCGUUCAGAGGAAGAUCGGAUAAAAUGUGAUGCUCUCUUUGAGUCAUCUUUUGGUCCACUUAAAGUCAGGGAUCCUUACUUUGAUAUCCAUCCAUUUUAUGUUCAGACAAAGAGUUGCGUUGUGAAAAGAGCUCAAUUCGUGCAAUACAAGCCUAACGCAAAUGCCAUAGGUCUUCAAUGUAAUAUUAAACCCUUAGAGUCUGUGUUAUAUUGCAUUGAGAUGGCAUAUCCUUGUUUAUUGGUUGGUCCUUCUGGUAGUGGAAAAACAGAUAUAAUCAAGUACUCUGCGGGCAUCAUAGGUGCUAAAUUGUUGGAAUUUUCAAUGAAUAACGAUAUUGACAGUAUGGAUAUUUUGGGCGGUUUUGAGCAAUCAGAUCCAAAUAGAUUGUUGAUGGAGUAUGCGAAUGACUUGCUUUCCGAACUGCACAAAGAAGUGUCCAUUAGUGAAAUUAAUGCCGCAAAAAAUAGUACUUGUGAUACUGCCGGAUACAUUGAAACACUUUUGGGCUUAAUAGAAACUUUAUCUGAAAGGAGUUUAUUGUUUGAAGAUUUGAAAAAUAUUGUUACAAUUCUCAAAAAGAUCUUGCUUGAAUCAUCAAAUUCGGAGAUAUGCCAUACAAUUAAGGAUAUGCUUCGUAUCAUGCAAUCAUAUAAUGAGCAUUCAUCUGUGAACUUUAGAUGGUUUGAUAGUCUUUUGGUUCGUGCUGUCGAAAAGGGCUACUGGUUGGUGCUAGAUAACGCUAAUCUUUGUAAUCCUUCUGUUCUAGACAGAAUUAACUCCCUUCUUGAGAUGAAUGGAAAUUUGGUCAUAAAUGAAUGCAGCUCUGAUGAUGGCACAGUGCGUACAAUUAAACCACAUCCAAACUUUAGGCUUUUCCUUACAUGCGAUCCAAAAUAUGGGGAGUUAUCGCGUGCCAUGAGAAAUCGUUCAGUGGAGAUAUUUUUGGAUCGGAUUGAUCUAAGAGCAACAUCAUUUGACAGAGAAUGUAUAGGGUUAGAGGCUAUACGUGAUAAACAAGAUUCUGUUUUUAACAGAUUCAGAAAACUUUCAUUAUCUACGACAAUUCCUAAACCAGUUUCGUGCUUUGUUGAUCCCCAAGACUCAUCUACGAGAGAACUAGCCCAGAUAUUCGAUUUCUUCAAUGCAAUGGGUAGAGUGGAUCAAUCAGAAAAGGAUUUUGUUUCGUCUGCAAUUUCCUUUACCGAACACUAUAUGUGGGAUAGCAUAUCCAUAUUGCUUGAUCAGGAAGCUUCUUGCACCGAGUUUUCAAUUCCAACUAUUGCCCUCGAUGAAUAUGGAUCGGUUACUAGUUAUUUCAAAGUGAAUAAUAUUCCAGACGAUGCGUUACUUUUGGCUUCUGAAAAUCCUUUGUUACCAACUUUGAAUGAGUAUACACUUCAGUCACUUUUCAAGGAUAGAAAAUUUGCGCCAACAUCCGAAUCUUCCUAUUUCGUGCUAGAUUGGCUAAAACUAUACAGGCUUGAAAAUAUCAUGCAGAAAAUCGAAAAUAGAGCUGCAAACGGUCGUAUGAUCGAUUUGAAUGAUUUGGAGAAGUCGGCUGCAAUGAAUUUGGGAAGAAAUGUGAAGAAUGCACCAACCUUACCAUUACACAUGCUUAUUUCACAUCUUAUAGCUUUCACUAAAAAGUCAUUGGUUGCUGGACUAAGUUCGUCAAAAUUUUUGAAACAAGAAAACUAUUUCGGACCAAUAUUUAAGUUUGAGGAAUUUAUUGAACAGAUUGUGAAAGUAUCGUUGAAUGUGGACGAGUCGUACUUAAGAUUUUACCAGAAGAAUAUCUUGCAGUGGAUAGAAGAUUCGCGUUGUCUAUUUGACCAAGGUAAUGUGAAGCUGCUUUUAGAUUCAGUUAAAAAAUUCACCAAUGAACUUGAACUUACUCGAGGUCUUUCUAUAUCCACAAUUUGGAAAUACUGUCAUUCCCAAUAUCCAUCUACAGAAGAGGAUUGGGAGCAUUUGCGACAGUUGGUAAAGGUUUCUCAGGAUUUUGAUGGAAUAGUGAACAAGCAAUCACCUGAAACUCAAAAUACCAUGUUUGGAUUGAAACGUUCAUUUGCAGAGUUAUUAGUAUAUUCGUUUAAGGGUGAUUUAACAUCAGAUUUACUUCAUAUUGAAAAGAAGAUCAAUGACGAGAUAGAAAACUUGAAAUCAGUAACUGGAGAUUUUACCUCUGAUAGAACACAGACUUUUAAAUCACUGUUUAACAAUAUUUUGGCUCAUUGGGAGGCUCGAAACAUUUUUUCUAAGGAUGACAUGAAGUUUCAUGAUGAUACCAUUAAUCUUGCGAUUAUGAGUGGAAAGUCGACAUUGGAUCUCGCAAGGUUCAAUCUUUGGGAACCAUUCAAACCAUAUCCUGCCAUACUUGGCUCAUUAUGGAAUGAAAAAGGUGACGACUUUGCAACAUCAUUGUUUGACGAUGGCUUCUUUAGUUUGGCCUUUGAUUGUAUUCGAGAUUCUAAAAGUUUACCUUAUGGGAAGAUGAAUACAUACUUGCAUGAUCUUCAGACUGCAAUCAAAGAACUCUUUUUGAAAUCAGAUUGCAUCUUGUACGACCACCUUGCAUCGUUCAAGCAACUUGGAGUAAAUUGGGUUGUUUGGAUUUGCCAAAUACACAAUUACCUCUUACCAAUUACUGCUAAGAUUAAAGCUCAAGAAUACUUAACUGACAUUUCUAAGGAUUCAAUUCAAAAAGAUUAUGUCAUGUUACUUCAAAAUAAUGGCCUUUCAUACUUUGCCUCAAUAUUUGAAUCAUAUAUGAGGCCAAUCCUUUUGCUUCAGAACAACAGUUUGCACUCCAUAGGUUCGUCGUGGGUUUUAUUCUCAUUUGGCUUACUUUUACUUUAUGUGCCAAACUUGACAUUUGAUCCAGCCAUUGAAGGACACGCUUCCUACAGAAUUUAUCUUUCUCUUUGUGGGAAGAUUAAAAGUAUACAUGAUUCCUUCGUUCAUUUCAGGAAGGUGAAGUUUGGCGAUGAUCAGCUUUUUGCAGAAACACUUUUGCCAAAUAUUGAGGAUUACGAUAAACCGGAAAAACCUCAAGUGUAUCGCUCGAAAGAUUCCACAGCAGCGCUAACACAGGAAUGGAAUUCUUUUCUUGACGCAUAUUUGAGCGAAGAUUCUCUUAACGAGCUUUUGAAGGCAGCCGAGUCUAAUGAAGAAACGGCAUCGAUGAAGGUGAACAACUUUGAAAUUAAUGCAUCCCAGUUUAUUUUGAGAUUAAGGGACGGUUACAAUAUGUACUCUGAUCUCAAUGAUAUCUUAUGUGGCUAUAUUUAUGCAAUGAAAUUUGGUUUACAACUCUUGCGUGAGUCGGCAAUUCAAAGCAGCCAGACCGUGAAUUCCACAUUAUGGAUAGCUGAUCCAUUGGUUUUGAGCUCCGAAGAACAAAUUUCCAACGCUUUCAAGGAAGUUCAACAGUGCUGCAGGUCUGUUUCUACUACGAAUACGGACGCGGACUAUGUUUACUAUUUCUUCCUUAAGCUGGCCAAUGUACUACAUUCUGAAAGCCAAAAGGGUGAUCCUAACAGCGUUUUGAAUCAGUCUCUUUUGUCACUUUAUUACAGAUGGUCAUUGAAUAGCAUGAAACAAGAGGAAGCAGAAACAGUUAAUCAAAGUAUUUAUAAGUUUAAGGAUCCUACGGUCAACGUCGAGGAAGAAUUCCUUGAAUUGUUUCCUGAUGCUGAGGAUAUUGUUGAAGUUGACAGUUCAGAAAAGGUUACGAAGACAAAUUCCGGACAAGAUGAGUUAUAUUCAAAGAUUGCUACUACAUAUAUUGAUAUCUUUGAGAAAAAGAACGUAUCUGAGAAAUCCUUUAACGAUAUUAUUGAAUCAGCACCAAUGUUUUUGCAUUACUUCCAAAGCAUCAACAAAAGUGUAGGAUUUGGAGCCAAUAGACCAUCAAUCUUGUUAUCUGUGAUAUCGCUCAUGAGUACCCUUUCUAAAUCUUUGAAUGAAAAUUUGAAUGAAUCCGAGGUUAACUUUUAUGAUUUCAGCUUUGCCGAAGCUAAAAAGGCCAAUGAAGUUGUCACAGAGUUGGAAGGAGCAGUAAAACCAUUGAUUGAGAAGUGGCCCGAACAGGCUUCUUUACAGGAUAUCAAGAGAAUAUGCCAGGAAUUCCUUACAUAUCCAUCAUCAACACCUAUCUAUCGAACACUUUCUCGAGUUGAACAGAUUUUUACAUAUGUCACACAAUGGGAAUCAUAUGCUCACUCAGGUAUAUCUCUUCAGCAUUCUUUAGACAAAUUGUCUUCAAUAAUUGUUGGAUGGAGGAAACUUGAACUAAGUUCAUGGAGUACAGUGCUUGAGGAUGAGGAGAAAAGGGUUAUUAAAGAUAGUAGUAAAUGGUGGUUUUAUCUUUUUGAAACUUUGAUUGUUCCAACAUCAAAGAAUAAUCAGGAUGACGAAGAAAAUAACAUUAAAGUGGUGAAUGCGCUCAACUUGUUUAUUUCCCAGGCAUCAUUCGGUGAUUUCCAAUUCAGAUUGGAGCUUCUCACGGCAUUUUCUAGACACAUAAUGGCCAUGCUACCAAAGUCAAAAUUAUCUGAUGUUUUAGCAAAUACCGUCUCAUUCUACACAAUGUUUGAAGAUAACAUAAUAUCAUCAAUUAAUGAUACGAAGAAGACAUUAAAGAAGGAAGUGUCGGAUGUGAUAAAGCUCGCUAGUUGGAAGGAUACAAAUAUUGAUGCUUUAAAGCAGAGUUCUCAACGGUCUCAUAGAUCAUUAUUCAAGGUUAUCAGAAAAUAUAGAGAGGUGCUUGCACAACCGGUCAGGCCUCUUAUUACCCAGGGUCUUGCUUUGGUGUCAACUUCAGAUGUCAAAACAUUUGACAAGAGUUUUAUUUCUGUAUCAAUCGAUAAAUCGGAAAAUAUUAAGACAAUUUUAUCUGCUUCUCAUACAUGGAAUCAAAAAAGCCAUAUUUUAUUCGAUUCAACUGCAGCAAAUGCUCGCAUGUCGAAUUAUAUCCAAGAGAUUAUGAAUGAUCAGGUACCAAGAUUAAGUGAAUUCUCUGGUGAACUUCUUGCAGAAGCACGUCAUCUUCGAAAAGAGACUCCUUCUGAAGCAACUUCUAAAAACAAAUCUCAGUGUGCCGCCUUAAAAACAAGAAAAAGGAAACUAUUGAGUGACACGCUUAAGGAGUUAAGGAGAAUGGGUCUCAAGGUUCAUUUGACAACAGAUAUCACAAAUACUAUAACAUCAGCGAGUGCUUUAUUGGUGAUAUCUAAACAUUUACCUGCUUCUGUUAAAGAGACGGACAAGUAUUUCUGGAGAGUUAUUGAGCUUCUUCCAAGACUUAGAAAUGCUGUUAAAAAUGUAAAUGACGAGAUACCGACUGGAUCUGCUCAAAGGGGAUUGGCCGCGGCGGAAUCGUUGUUAUUUUCGUUGGUGGCUUCCAGAAAGAUGAUUGCAUCUGUGUGUGCACUUUUUGAAUACCUAGAUUUAUGGAUUGGAGACAUUUCAAGACUUGUUAAUUUGGAUGUCAGUGAGAGCAAGAUGAUCUCUCAUGUAGAAGACCCCAAAUUAGAUGUUGGUACAGCCAUUAGAAUUGUGAAUGAGCUUCCAGGCAUGUUAUCUCUAGUCCAAAAAUCAAUGAUGACUGCCUCGACUUCUUUAAAAAGAAGCUUUGAUACUAGUAUAUUUGACAAACUUUGCGCAAAAGUCCAAACGCUUUCAUUUGAGAGGCGUGAGAUCUACUCAGUGACAGACUUUAGGAACUUGGCUAAACUUCAGAGUUUUCUGUAUGAAUUUUUCUGUACGAUCGAUGACUGGAAAAUACACAACAAGGAAGUUUCCUUUGCUGCUGACUUUGUCGUUCAAUGGAUUCAAGAGUCAAAAGGUCAUGCUAUGAAAACAGAGAAGGUCAGUGAUAAUUCCUUAGAUGAUAUCGACAAAUCUCUUUAUUCAUUGUGCUUGGAUAUGGUUUUAAGUGUCCAGAAAAUAUACAAAAUUCGUGAGCAGGUUCCGAUGCCCACAUUGGAAGAUGACAAAUGGCUUCGUACCUUACAGAGAAUCAUUUAUGAUAAAUAUGGAAAUAUGUUGAAUAUUGAUAGCGUGCUUUCAAAGUUGAAGGAUAGCAUUCUUUUAAUGAAAGGUGUGGAUUGCAUUUCGUCGGAGAUCAUGUCUGCAAGAAUUUCUCACACUUUGGUAUAUGUUGAAAAUUAUAGAAACCUCGUUGUGGGUAUUCUUUCAAAAAUGACCUCAAACUAUGCUGACUUGUCAACUGCCUUAUAUCAAAUGUCCACCAUAUUAUUCAAUAUUUCGAAGGAUGGAUUUUGCUCACCGGAGCCUCAUAUGGAUGAAGAGGAGGAUGACACAGAGAAAAUGCAAGAGGGUACUGGUCUUGGAGAUGGAGAGGGUGCAAAGAAUAACUCGAAAGAUGUUGGUAGUGAUGAAGAUCUUUCUGAAGAUGCGGAGCGGGACAAUACUGAACAAGGAGAUGAUGAAAUGGAUUCCGAUAAGGAUGAUGCAGUCAGUAUCGAAGGUGACAUGGCUGGAAAAACGGAAAGCUUGGAUGCAGAGGAUGAGGAAAAUAGUUCUGAUGAGAAGGACGAAGAUGAUGAAGAUGAUGAAGAUGAUGAUAGUUUGGAUGAUGAGGUUGAUGACAUUGACGACGAUGAUCCGAAUGCAAUAGAUGAAAAAAUGUGGGGCGAUGAGGCUGAUGAUAAUUCGAAGGAGAAAAAAUCAGAUAAACUUCCACAAAACUCGAAGAAUGAUGACGAUCAGUUAGAGGCUGCCGAAAAUGAAGGAGAAGACCCAGAGAAAAGAAAUCUCGAUGAUACAAACGAUGGGGAUAACGACGAAGCUGGAGAUGAUGAGGAGAAGAACGAUGAAUCAGAGAAUGAGGAUGGAAAUGAGGAUGAAGUGGCACCAAACAAUGAUGAUGAUGAUGAUGAGCAAGUCGACGAUAAUAUAUCAGAUGAGAAUGCUCUUGAGCUUCCAGAAAAUAUGCAGCUUGAUGGAGAUGAAAAUGAAACGAAGGAAAAUGAGGAUGAGGAGGAAGAUGAUGCAAUGCAAGAAGAUGAAGGGACUGAAGAUGAUAAUAGUAGUGCUAAUGAUAACGGUGAAAAUGAAAUGGAUAACGAGGAGCCAGGGGAUGAUGAAGAUUCAGGACUUGAGGAUGAUGCUGAAAAGGAUGCAGUGGAUGCUGGAAAGGAUACUGAGGAAGACUCAGCUGCUUCUGCUGAUGACAACGAUGCCAUGAAUGAUUCGGAUGAAGGCAGUGAUAAUGCCUCGAUGGACGAUAAUGAGGUGCCGGAAGGUUUAGAAGGAGGUGAAGAGCAGGAUGCUGGAAAUGAAAGCGUGGAUGAAGAUGCGGCAGCUCAUCAGCAAGAAGGUAUGAAAACACAAGGUGCAGAUACUGCAACCGAACAGCAGGAAGUAAAUGCAGGAAAUUAUGGUGGGGAUUCUUCGUUACCUCAGCAGGAGCGCAACAGUGGUGAGCAGGAGUCAAAUGACACUAAACAAGAAAUGAAUAAUGCCGGUCCGAAGGAAGAGCAGAAACCAAAUCUUGAUCGUGCUCACGAACAGGUUAACGAAUCGUUAAAGCAGCUUGGUGAUGCAUUAAAGGAAUUUCAUCGUAGAAGACAGGAAAUAAAUGAGGCCACUAGAGAUGAUUUGACUGAGCAAAAGGCGGGCGAGCGUCCCGAUGAAUUCCAGCAUAUUGAUGAUGCAGAUUCAGAUGAUGAUAUGCAAGCCAUGGGUUCGGCGAAUGAAGAUCAGAUUCAGCCGAUUGACGAUGAUAUGGCAAUAGACGAUGAUCAAGAGCAGGAUGGUGAUGCUACUGAGGACCAUGAUGAAGAGGAUGCGAAAGAGAAAAAAGAGCUGAAUUCCGAAAAUCUCGAAGACAAGAGUACAGAGAAAGACAAAGAACCUAACAUGGAAGCAGGAAAGGCGGAAGAUGAUACUAACUCGGAAAAGAAGAAUGAGGAAAUGCAUGUUGUGCUUGGAAAGAGAGAUGAUAUCGAUGAAACAAUUGAAACAGGUGAAAAUAAUAAGCAAGAUCUUGAUGCUGAAAAUAACUCCGAUUCAGACGAUGAGGAACACUAUGAGAAUUUACAGGAAGCGGAAACUACAGAGCAUGAAAGACCAUACGAAGAGGCAAGAGAUCUUUGGACUAAGGCCGAUGAGUCUACGCGUGAUCUCACUGCUGGCCUUUCCGAACAAUUACGGUUGAUUCUUGAACCAACCCUUGCAACAAAGCUCAAGGGUGACUACAAGACAGGUAAAAGGUUGAACAUGAAGAGAAUUAUUCCUUAUAUUGCGUCACAAUUCCGAAAAGAUAAGAUUUGGAUGAGACGGACAAAGCCAAGUAAGCGUCAAUAUCAGAUCAUGAUUGCUGUGGACGACUCCAAAUCCAUGGCCGAAUCUCAGGCAGUUGAUAUUGCAUUUGAGAGUAUAUCGUUAGUUUCAAAGGCCUUAACCCAACUAGAGUCAGGCCAGUUAGCAGUCGCUAAGUUUGGAUCAGAUGCCGAAAUCGUUCAUCCAUUUGAGAAGCCUUUUACAACCGAAUCUGGUAUAGAAGUCUUCAGAAAUUUCAUGUUCGAUGAGACGAAAACAAAUGUCAAAGCACUAGUUGAAAAAUCACUUUCUUCAUUUAGAGAAGCAAGAACUUACGGGAAUGCGGACUUGUGGCAACUACAAAUUAUUCUAUCCGAUGGUGUCUGUGAGGAUCAUGAAGAGUUGCAAAGACUAGUUAGGAAAGCUCGUGAGGAUAAAAUAAUGAUUGUCUUCGUGGUUAUUGAUUGCAUCAAUAACGAGGAGUCUAUUCUUGACAUGAAUCAAGUUAAUUAUAUACCGGACUCUAAUGGUCAGUUGCAACUAAAAGUUACAAGGUAUUUGGAUACUUUUCCAUUUGAUUAUUAUUCUGUGGUUCACAACAUUAAGGAGUUGCCUGAGAUGCUAGGCUUAAUUUUGAGGCAAUACUUUUCUGAAAUUUCCUCGGUCUAG
Messenger RNA from Brettanomyces bruxellensis, 14736 nucleotides. RefSeq lists its product as uncharacterized. The transcript has 4 exons. Gene Ontology annotation, cellular component: preribosome, large subunit precursor; nucleus. Lineage: Eukaryota; Fungi; Ascomycota; Pichiomycetes; Pichiales; Pichiaceae. Gene Ontology annotation, biological process: rRNA processing; ribosomal large subunit assembly. The record is from RefSeq and is a predicted model, not a curated record. Gene Ontology annotation, molecular function: ATP hydrolysis activity; ATP binding. Bases 1 to 14736 code for a protein of 4911 amino acids.